ACAAUUUCCAUCCAUAUUUCAAUCUCCUAACCAAAUUUCACUCUCUUCUCUACAAAAACGCUUCAAUCAUGGCCGGAGGAAAGUCCAAGAGCAAGGCCUCCAAGAAGAAGGGCAACGUCGAAACAACGUCCUCUGCGCCCCAGCCGUUUCCGUACCUGGACGGAUCCUUCUUGGAGUUCGGGUCGGAAGAGGAACUCACACGCUUCAUCACCUACUUCGCCAAGCGUCCCAUCUCACCGCCAAGGGUGCUGCCCGAGCUGUUCCCUCAACAGAAGGGAUACUAUGACCUUGACAAUCAACUCAAGGAGUCGGGUUUGUGGCCCUUUGUCUCCAGGAAUCGCACCG
Cuscuta campestris is the source of this 345-nucleotide messenger RNA. Lineage: Eukaryota; Viridiplantae; Streptophyta; Magnoliopsida; Solanales; Convolvulaceae. The record is from the annotation of a GenBank genome assembly.